Messenger RNA from Kockovaella imperatae, 1062 nucleotides. RefSeq names its product putative heterotrimeric G-protein GTPase. Gene Ontology annotation, biological process: G protein-coupled receptor signaling pathway. Bases 1 to 1062 code for a protein of 353 amino acids. The transcript is spliced from 10 exons. The record is from RefSeq and is a predicted model, not a curated record. Gene Ontology annotation, molecular function: G protein-coupled receptor binding; guanyl nucleotide binding; GTPase activity. Gene Ontology annotation, cellular component: heterotrimeric G-protein complex. Lineage: Eukaryota; Fungi; Basidiomycota; Tremellomycetes; Tremellales; Cuniculitremaceae.
AUGGGUGCCUGUACCUCUUCUCCGUCAAACGCUGACCCCGCCGCCGAUGCUAGGUCAAGAGAGAUUGAUAGGGCAUUGAGAGAAGAUGAGAAAAAGCUCGCGAAAGAGGUCAAGCUUUUGAUCCUUGGAGCAGGCGCGUCCGGCAAGUCUACAGUCUUGAAGCAGAUGAGAUAUAUCCAUAACCAACCAUUCUCCCCGGCUGAAAUUGAAGAUUAUCGCAAAAUCGUCUUCACCAAUGUCGUUGGAGGUAUGCGAGCGAUCAUCGAUACGAUGGACGAGUUAUCCAUGGCCAUCUCACCUGCGAAUCGAAAGUACGUCUCGUUUGUCGAUCAAGAACCUGCGAUCAACACCGGCGAGCCUUUCCCUGCCCGUUACCUGGAAGCCUUGAGAGCUUUGUGGAGUGACGAGCAAGUCCAAGCGUGUUACGCUCGAGCACAUGAGUUUGCUCUACAGGAGAAUAUCCCUUAUUUCUACGCCGAGGGCAAGUUGGAGAAGCUCUUUGAACCCGACUAUAAACCAAGUGAUGAUGAUGUUUUGCGUGUCCGAGCCAAGACGACAGGUAUCAGUGAAACGUGGUUCAAUCUCAAAGACAUCCGGAUGAGAGUUUUGGACGUCGGUGGGCAACGAUCUGAGAGGCGGAAAUGGGCCAGCUGCUUCGAGGACGUCACGGCUAUCAUCUUCAUCUUCUCGCUGGCGGAUUACAAUGCGGGUAUCAUAGAAGAUACGAGCUCGAACGGCAUGAUGGAAGCGUUGAUACUUUGGGAAUCUAUUGUCAACUCGCAGUGGUUCACCAAGACCAACAUCAUUCUCUUUGCCAACAAGUGGGAUCUAUUGGCGUCCAAAAUUAUCAAAAAAGAUCAACAAAUCUUACCGUACUUCCCCGACUUCCCAGGCAAACCUGGCAGUGCGAACGAUGCCUUCCGGAGCUUGAACCGCAACCCCAACAGGGAAGUGUACAUCCACACCACGACAGCUGUCGAUCAAGAGAACAUUCGCGUGAUCCUUGCGGCGACCCAAGAUACGAUUGUGAAAAAUAUGUUGCAAUCCAUGGCCUUGAUAUGA